Molecule: messenger RNA, 587 nt
Organism: Amyelois transitella
Lineage: Eukaryota; Metazoa; Arthropoda; Insecta; Lepidoptera; Pyralidae
Exons: 3
Coding region: 99-587 (162 amino acids)
Source: RefSeq, a predicted model, not a curated record
UCAAAAUUCUCGUUUCAUGUAAAUUUUUGUCGAAAACAACAUAAAUAUUUUUAUUCGAAAUUAAAUUUUCAUUUUAUAAUUAGAAAUAAAUAAUAACUAUGGCUGAAAAGGAACUUAUAUCUAAACUCGCUAAUGUACCACUAGCAAAGCCAGGGUUUGACGCUUUAGGAAUGUCAGCACCGGUUUUGGUACAAAUGAAUCCCGACGGAAAGUGGGAAAACAGUAAACCAGAAAAUUUGGAUGAGGAGCGGCUUAGAGCCGUAGUACAGCAUCUGACUAAUUCUAAAGCUUUGUCUGCUGCUCAGAGUUACUGUGUUCAAUGUGCUGCAGAAAGUCAGAAAACUGGCGGUAAAUCAAAUUAUGUUCCUGUCAUUAUGAUGCCUAUUUACCCAGCUGACCAAUGUCCUUUUGAUAUGGAAUGCGAGAUGCAAAAAAUAAAGGAGACUGAAACAAAGAAACCUAAGAAAAACAAAAAAGACGAAAAAUCACAAGAAGAUGAAAAACAAACGGAAUCAAAGAAGAAACCAAAGAAGCGCGGUUUUGUCAUGCAAAGGCUUACGGAUUUUGAUUUAUUGUCGCAAUGGUAA